GCCGCCGAUCGCAGUAGCAGUGCUCCGGUCGUCCAGACCUCCCGACACACGCGCGCGCAUGCUCUUCCAAUCCACCGCCGCCGCCGUCCGGUGCGAAUGAUAAUAAUAAUAAUAAUAAUAAUAAUACAAAAAAUCACAACAACAACAUUUACACACAUAAUACACGUCGCGCCGAGAGCACAUUUCACGCUUUCAUUCAUUCUCCCGGCCAGCUCACCGGUAGUAAUAAUAUAAUAUAACAGGAUAUAUACCCGAAAGUUAGGUAUAGUCAUUAUUGUAUUGUAUCCACUUAUAAUAUCUAACACGGCCAUAAGAAAAACCUCUCGAGCCGCGAUUUCGCCGGUCCGACGGUUUGUCGCGAGUGCAGAAGUUUGUGCUAAUCGCGGCGCGACAUCAAACUAUAAAACACAUAUCAUAUCGGAUAAACAAAUAAUCACAUCGAUAAGCGCAGGCCGCAGACGCGCGCGCGGUCGGCUCGGGGGAGAACGUCGCGAGAGGGAUCGGUCGUGAACCGCGACGAGGAGCGGAACAGUAGCAGCAGCACCAGCACCACCAGCACCAGCACCAGCAGCACCAGCAUCAGCCAAAGUUCUAACCGCGUGCUGCCGACGCCGUGGACGGUCAGCGGACCCCACUAUGACCACAGACACGACCGGCCGGAGCAGCAGUGCGCAGUGAGCGGUACGAGUCGACCACGACGACCACUACGACGGUGCAGUAGUCGCGGUUCAGAACAGUGACGCGCGCGCAGACGGUACCCGAGAUGGCCGCGUUCAAGGGCCGGACCGGGACGGCGGCCGACGAAAAGGAGGCGGCGGACGCCAUGCUGGCCACCACGGCCGUGAUCGGAGACGGCUAUCGCAACGUCGGCGGUGCCGCUGCCGCCGCCGCCGCCGCCGCCGGAGACGACGACGACGACGACGAAGACGUGCAGUGCGGCAUCGGGCCGUGUCGGUCCAAGUGGAUGCAGGUGUUCGCGUCCAAGCAAGUGUUCUUGGCCACGUUCUGUUUCAGCUGGGUGUUGCAGGGCAUGUUCUCCACGUAUUUCGUGAGCGUGAUCACCACGCUGGAGAAGCUGUUCCAGUUGCAGAGCAAGACCAUGGGAUUGGUGCUCAGCGCCACCGAAAUCGGGCAGAUCGGCUCGUCGCUGUUGCUCACGUAUUACGGUGGCCAGGGACACCGGCCCAGGUGGAUAGCGUCCAGCAUGGUGCUGUUCGGGGUGGCCACGUUCGCGUGCUCGUCGCCGCACUUCCUGUUCGGCCACCACCAGUACUCGCCGGCGUCGGCGGCGAUGGCCGGCAGCGGGUUCGCCGGGCCGGCGGGUAACGCGACCACCGCGGCCGACUAUUACCCGUCCAACGUGUGCGUGCCGCCGGACGUCACCGCCGGACAGACCAGUCCUCAGCCGCAGGUGCAGCACGAGAUGUGCGAACAGAACGAACUGUCCGAACAGCUGGAACAGUCCAGGAACACGCAAAUCGUAGUGGCCAUAUUCUUCACCAGCCUGCUGGGCGUGGGCAUCGGUCAGACGGCCGUCUACACGCUGGGCAUACCGUUCAUUGACGACAACGUGGCCAGCCGCGAGUCGCCGCUGUACUUCUCCAUCACCAUCGGCGUCCGCAUACUCGGCCCGUCCUUUGGCUUCCUGUUGGGCGCGCUGUGCACCAGCCUUUACGCGGACCUCAGCAACGAGCCCAACAUGGACACCAACAACCCGCGGUGGGUGGGCGCGUGGUGGCUGGGCUUGGUGGGCAUUUCGGCCACGCUGCUGUUGACGUCCAUCCCCAUGUUCGCGUUCCCCAAGCGGUUGCCCAGCCCGUCGUCGGCCUGCAACGGCGCCUUGAAAAAGCAGCAUCCGCCCCCGUACGACGGCCUGCCGGCCGUGCCCAAAGCGCCCAAGCUCAAAGACUUUCCUACUGCCGUCAAGAGGCUGCUGAAGAACGACAUGCUCAUGUACAGGACCGCGAGCAGCGUGUUCCACCUGUUGCCGCUGGCCGGCAUCUACACGUUCCUACCGAAAUACUUCGAAUCACAGUUCCACUUCCCCACGCACACCGCCAACAUGGUCACAGGCAUUUACGGAAUCAUGGUUAUGGGCAUUGGAAUCAUAAUAUCGGGUAUAUUCAUACUGAAGAAAAAUCCCAAUGCUAGAGCAGUUGCCGCGUGGAUCGCGUUUACGGCCCUGGCUUAUGCCAUCGGUAUGUGCAUUUUAAUGUUUUUCGGAUGUCCUACCACGAAUAUCACAGGACUGCGAUACGACGAACUGGACCAGCCCAAGUUUGUGUCGCCAUGCUCGGACCAUUGCGUGUGUGACGAGGAGAUGUUCAGUCCGAUAUGCGGCGUGGAUGGGAUAACGUACUUCUCAGCGUGCCACGCCGGAUGCCGGAAUCAGACGUUCGGAAAUGAGUACAGUGCCGGCUACAAGUUCACGGACUGCCAGUGCAUGAACAAUAACGUUACGGAAGCGUAUCCGGGCUCAUGUAAAGACGAUUGCGAGGAUUCGGGCUUUUGGUACAUAGCUUUAUUUUCCUUGUUCGUGUUCAUUCAUUCCACUUCCGAAGUGGGCAGCAUGCUACUCAUACUUCGGUGCGUACAUCCUCAGGACAAAGCCAUGGCUCUCGGGCUCAUACAGUUUGCCAUAGGCCUAUUUGGUAACGUUCCUUGCCCCAUAUUGUACGGAGCGGUCGUCGACUCGGCAUGUCUCAUAUGGGAAAUGACGUGCGGGAAACAAGGAGCGUGCUCUCUGUACAACUCGGACUCGUUCCGUAUCUUCUACCAUGGUGUUACUGGGCUGCUAAUGAUGUGCGCCUUUUUCGUUGAUAUAAUUGUCUGGUACAAAGCGGGGAGUAUAAACUUCGAGGACGAUCAUCAACUGCCGGUUAACGAGGAAGAACUGAGUCAACUGACACCUAUCACUGACAAAACCGAAACAACUGUUUGAUUAUAAUAGGUGGUACUAAAAACAUCAACAUAAACACGAUUUGUCAUGUUCCUUAUUCAUAACCUCGGAGAGAUCUGUUUAAUUUUUAUUGAAUUUUGUACGGAUUUAAUUUAAUACUUUUUUCAUUUAUAACUUAUGUAAAUAUAUUAUACAAUAAAUUUUUUCAAUACUUUUACGAACGUCAAAACAUGACAAAUUUAUAUUAUUAUAAUCACCACACGGUGCUUUCAGUUUAUAUAAAAAAAGUAGCAUCACUCUUACAGUUUAUAUAGGUAGAAUAAUUCGUUUCGUUCUUUACUAGUACAACAAUAAAUUUUAAGUAACGACAAAUUAUCAACAGAUUUUUUUUAUAUGUUUUUUAUUAGAUAUAUUUUUAUAAACGAUUAUUCAUUGUGUAUAAUAUGCAUAUUUUAUUGUUGAUUGGAAAUUUGUUAUUUUAAGUGAAACUUUUUUUCAUAAUUUAAAGUCAAUUACUUUUGCUACAAACAAUCUUUUUUUUUUGUAAUUUUUAUUGUAUUAAGCUUACAGUAUACAUCACUUUAUAAUAAACAAUUUGAUAAUUAUAUACAAUGUAAAAUCGACUUAUCUCACGUUUUUGAAUUAUAAUAAUAUUAUAGUAUGUUGUUUUUGUAAUCUCAAACCACGGAAACCCAACAAAUUUAAACGAUUAAAAGGCUGCAUUCUUUUUAUUAUAAAACAAUAAUAAUUUAUUUUCAUUUUACAAAUUAAAAUCGAUUUUUAUUCGUUAAUUUAUUAUUUUUCUAAUUGAAUAUUUUCUAGGUUUUUUUUAGUUUUACG
Molecule: messenger RNA, 3739 nt
Organism: Rhopalosiphum maidis (corn leaf aphid)
Lineage: Eukaryota; Metazoa; Arthropoda; Insecta; Hemiptera; Aphididae
Gene: Oatp74D
Product: solute carrier organic anion transporter family member 3A1
Exons: 9
Coding region: 764-2941 (725 amino acids)
Biological process (GO): transmembrane transport; sodium-independent organic anion transport
Cellular component (GO): membrane
Molecular function (GO): protein binding
Source: RefSeq, a predicted model, not a curated record